This is a messenger RNA of Maniola jurtina (meadow brown), 1933 nucleotides long. Its product is annotated as allatotropins-like. NCBI's taxonomy places the organism in Eukaryota, Metazoa, Arthropoda, Insecta, Lepidoptera, Nymphalidae. The record is from RefSeq and is a predicted model, not a curated record. The transcript is spliced from 8 exons. The coding region runs from base 168 to 851 and encodes 227 amino acids.
GCCUACGCACGCCUACGCUGGGCGCGGCGUGCUGUAGACCAACCUCUACGAACUUGCCCUGGUAUAUAACGGACCACUCUUGCCCGCCUGGCCCAUUCCGGGUUGAACCACUUAGCGCGCACGACGCGUCUUUCGGUGCAGUGUCCGUGACGUUUACGAUUUCAGCCAUGAACACCACGGUAUACCUCACGCUGGUGGUAGCGGCGUGCCUUUGCGUCGCGGACGGCGCUCCCGAGGGUCGGCUGACGAGGAAGCAGCAGCGGCCCACUCGCGGCUUCAAGAACGUCGAGAUGAUGACCGCCAGGGGGUUUGGGAAACGCGCUGAACGCGACGUCGACAGCCAAACUCCUUCGGAACGCACAAAUCGCGGUACGCCUACAUUUAAGAGUCCCUCAGUUGGAAUUGCUCGAGAUUUUGGCAAAAGGACGUCUGAAUUGGAAUCGGAAGAUGAACGCAUGAAGUUCCAACCUAAGGUACCCUUGAUGGUGGCUUAUGAUUUCGGGAAAAGGAAUGGUAACGAUGACCUCGUUGGUGAAGAAGAAGAGAUUAGGGUCACUAGAGGAACAUUUAAACCAAAUGCCAAUGUUCUUAUUGCCAGAGGAUAUGGCAAACGACAGGAUGCUAUCAAAGCUGAAGUUUACGGUAUCGACAACUUUUGGGAAAACCUGGAGGCUGCGCAAGAAAAAAAUGGACAGGACACUGAUGAUAAAACGAUGCAAAGUAUUCCACUGGACUGGUUUAUCAACGAGAUGGUCAACAAUCCAGACUUCGCCCGAUCAGUAGUUCGCAAGUUUAUUGACCUUAAUCAGGACGGCAUGCUAUCAUCAGAAGAACUCCUAAGGAACGUCUAAACUGCUAAAUUAAUUCUAGUUAAUUCUUGACUAUUAUAGAUAUAUAUAUCUCAAUUCGGUUAAUUAUGUAUUCUACGGAUAUUUUUAUAUAGACAAUUUAUUUACUGAGUUAUGACUGCUGUGUUUGUAACUUACGGUACUGUGAUAUGAUGUUGAAAAUUAAUUAUCUUCAGUCUUGAGAAUAUUAUAUAAAAAAAAUUGAAAUUAUUAAUAUGGUUGCUUUUGUUUUCGCAUAUUAGACAAAAUCGUUACUCAACAAAAAAAUCUUGUAAAUAAAUUUUAUUGUAGUGGUGCAGAAAGGUAUCGGUAAGGCUAUCAAAGUCAAGUAUAUCUUAUAGCCGGAAAGCCCGUGGGAAAAUUUAAAGAGGUGCUUGAUAAAAUCAGAAAAUAGUAAUAAAUGAGACUUCGACUUUAUCCAGUUAGAGCUAAACAAUAUGUAUUGGUACAAGGCCACGUAGAAACGUAUGGGUUUAAUUAAAAAUGGCCAUAUCCACUUCAAUACCGCUACCAUUUAAGACUGCAUCAUCACUUAUCACUAGGUGAAAUCGAAGUCAGCACCUAACUUGACAUUGUAUUAAAUAAUAGGUACAUACUAUAUUAAAGGCCUAGAGUCCAUUGUUGGUAUAUUCAAGUACUUACUAAAAAACUUUAUACAUUUCCAACUAUCCAUAUUUAAACGAAGACAGUUAGUUUUACCGAGAGCUUACUUGCAUCAUAAAAAUUGUCCAUAGGAUAUAGAUAAUCUUCGUACCUUAAUAUAGACUUAUAGGUACUUGUUGUUUAAUGUAUUUAUAUAAAACUCUUGUUUAUGUUGUAACAAAAUUCUAUGAAAAAAUCUUAUAAGAAACGAAUGAAAUAAGAGAUGAAAGACUUGAUCAAUAUUAUCUGUAACUUUUUUCUCCUGUUCCAAAGAGAAAGCUGUGUUUCAUAAAAUAUCCAGGCUCACUUUUGGAGAUAUUUUAUGUCUGUAUGGAUCACAAUAGGACAUUAUAGACAUUUAUUUUCAUUGUCUAAAGAUAGUGGUAUUAUUUCGUAUGAAUUGAAUGUUAUACCUCAUCUCUUUACCCACUUAUUUUGAGAAC